Egretta garzetta (little egret) is the source of this 3048-nucleotide messenger RNA. RefSeq names its product discs large MAGUK scaffold protein 3 (gene DLG3). The transcript is spliced from 23 exons. NCBI's taxonomy places the organism in Eukaryota, Metazoa, Chordata, Aves, Pelecaniformes, Ardeidae. Gene Ontology annotation, biological process: chemical synaptic transmission. The record is from RefSeq and is a predicted model, not a curated record. The coding region runs from base 1 to 2793 and encodes 930 amino acids. Gene Ontology annotation, cellular component: neuron projection; postsynaptic density membrane; neuromuscular junction. Gene Ontology annotation, molecular function: kinase binding.
AUGGCCCCUCUGCACCUCGCGGCAGGGUUAGCUCUUCCAGUGUUAAUGCCUUGUUACUCCUGUCUCAUCUCUGCAGACACUGAACGAGCAGUGGAAAUUCUGACCAGAUACCAAAGCACCCUGCAGUCCCCGGAGGAGCAGGAGCUAAAAGACUCCAUUGGAAAAGUCUCGCACAUCUUUCAAAGUGAACUCUUCCAGGCUCUGCUGGAUAUCCAUGAAUUCUAUGAUUUCACGCUGCGCUCCGCACCCCUGCAGCCUCCCAGCCCGGAUGCACAUUGCGGCACAGCUGGGCAACAGCAUGGGGCCACUGAGCCCAGCUCCAAAGUCACACCUGGAGAGCUCCAAAACCUCCCCGAGGAUCCGUCCUGGGACGGUGAGCAGAGGCUUCCUGCAGGGGCUGGGGACAGCACGCCAGGGACACUGCCACGGCUGGUGAGGGUGACGGCACGGAGGACGGAGGCACCGGCCAGCGUCUGCAGCCUGGUGCUCAGCUCUCGCAGCGCCCUGCCCCAGGCCAACCCUGCUCCCAUUAUCGUGAACACAGACUCGCUGGAACAAGGGCUCUCUGUGAACGGCAGUGAUGGGAUGUUCAAAUACGAGGAGAUCGUCUUGGAAAGGGGUAACUCCGGCCUCGGCUUCAGCAUAGCAGGAGGAAUCGACAACCCCCAUGUUCCAGAUGACCCGGGUAUCUUCAUCACCAAAAUCAUCCCUGGGGGAGCGGCAGCCAUGGACGGCCGUCUGGGGGUGAAUGACUGCGUACUGCGGGUGAACGACGUGGAUGUCUCCGAGGUGGUGCACAGCAAAGCUGUGGAGGCCCUGAAAGAAGCGGGCCCCGUGGUACGGCUUGUGGUGCGCCGCCGGCAGCCCCCACCAGAGACCAUCAUGGAGGUCAACCUGAUGAAAGGCCCCAAAGGCCUGGGUUUCAGCAUCGCAGGGGGCAUCGGGAACCAGCACAUCCCUGGGGACAACAGCAUCUACAUCACCAAGAUCAUCGAGGGAGGCGCUGCCCAGAAGGACGGGCGCCUGCAGAUCGGGGACCGGCUGCUCGCGGUGAACAACACGAACCUGCAGGACGUGCGGCAUGAGGAGGCAGUGGCCGCCCUGAAGAACACCUCCGACAUGGUGUACUUGAAAGUGGCCAAGCCAGGCAACAUCCACCUCAACGACAUGUACGCGCCCCCCGACUACGCCAGCACCUUCUCAGCCUUGGCUGACAACCACAUAAGCCAUAACUCCAAUCUGGGCUACCUGGGCAGCGUUGAGAGCAAGCCUGCCUACCCCGUUCCUCCCCAGGUGACUCCAUCCCGGUACUCACCCAUCCCUCGGCACAUGAUUGGGGACGAGGACUUCACCAGGGAGCCCCGGAAAAUCAUCCUGCACAAAGGCUCCACCGGCUUGGGCUUCAACAUCGUUGGGGGGGAAGAUGGUGAGGGGAUCUUCGUGUCCUUCAUCCUGGCCGGGGGCCCAGCUGACCUCAGCGGGGAGUUGCGGAGGGGAGACCGCAUCCUCUCGGUGAAUGGGCUCAUGGGCAAGAUGCCCCAUGGACAGGCUGUCAUUGCCUCCCUCGGCGCUUACUGGUUGUGCCCUGCUCGGUGGGGGGGUGGCUCAGGGGCAGCUCCUGUCUCACUGACCACCUCUCUCCCCACAGAGUACAGCCGCUUUGAGUCAAAGAUCCACGACCUGAGAGAGCAGAUGAUGAACAGCAGCAUGAGCUCUGGCUCCGGCUCACUCCGGACAAGCGAGAAGAGAUCUCUCUAUGUCCGAGCCCUGUUUGACUAUGACCGGACCCGGGACAGUUGCUUGCCCAGCCAGGGCCUCAGCUUCUCCUAUGGGGACAUCCUGCACGUCAUCAAUGCCUCUGACGAUGAGUGGUGGCAGGCCAGGCUUGUCACGCCUCAUGGCGAGAGCGAGCAGAUCGGAGUCAUCCCCAGCAAGAAAAGGGUGGAAAAGAAGGAGAGAGCGCGGUUGAAAACGGUGAAGUUCCACGCCCGGACUGGCAUGAUUGAGUCCAACAGGUCGAUCAAAACGAAACGUAAAAAGAGUUUCCGCCUCUCUCGAAAGUUUCCAUUUUACAAGAGCAAAGAGAACCUGGCCCAGGAGAGCGGCGGACAGGAACAGGGUGUGACAUCAAACACCAGUGACAGUGAGAGCAGUUCCAAAGGACAAGAGGACACCAUCCUGUCGUACGAGCCAGUGACGCGGCAAGAAAUUCACUAUGCGAGGCCGGUGAUCAUCCUCGGGCCGACAAAGGACCGAGUUAAUGACGACCUCAUCUCCGAAUUCCCACACAAGUUUGGUUCCUGUGUGCCACACACUACCAGGCCUCGGCGUGAGAACGAGGUGGACGGACAAGACUACCACUUUGUCGUAUCCCGCGAACAGAUGGAGAAAGACAUCCAGGACAACAAGUUCAUAGAGGCUGGGCAGUUCAAUGACAAUCUCUACGGGACCAGCAUUCAGUCAGUGCGGGCAGUGGCGGAGAGGGGGAAACACUGCAUCCUGGAUGUGUCUGGCAAUGCUAUCAAGAGGUUGCAACAAGCACAACUAUAUCCCAUUGCCAUUUUCAUCAAACCGAAAUCCAUUGAAGCUCUCAUGGAGAUGAACCGGAGACAGACGUAUGAACAGGCCAACAAGGUCUUUGACAAAGCCAUGAAACUCGAGCAAGAGUUUGGAGAGUAUUUUACAGCCAUCGUACAAGGAGACUCUCUUGAAGAGAUUUACAGCAAAAUCAAACAGAUCAUUGAGGACCAGUCUGGGCACUACAUCUGGGUUCCAUCCCCAGAGAAACUCUGAAGAUGUCCCCCACCUGCUUUCCUGUGAGCAGAAGAUCUCCGAAGUCCCACCCCACCCAAGCCCUCUGCCCCAAGGGGGGGAUAUGAAAACUAUUCCUGCCCCCUUUUUUAGAUCGUCGCAAAAUUGAGUUUUCUAGUCCUGUUUCUUUUGUUGGGAUGAACUAAUCUCAUUCAUCAUGUGACUGUUCCCACCGUUCCUGCAUGGACCUUCCCACUGCUCCAUUAGAGACAGAUGAGAACCCAUUCAAGGUCGUUU